AACCCAAGAUGCAAGAGCUGUAGCAUGCAUGGCCAACCUCUCAAAUAAUGUUUCUAGUCGGUCGCCUAUUUGCCCAGAAUACCUGUUCUCAUACACUGCCAACCUCACGGCAUCCUACACAGACAAGUGCAAUCUGCUCACGACGGUUCCCGCCUCCCUGAUCGUGUUCAUCCUCGCCGGCCUCUUCUUCAACCUCAAUCUCUUCAGUGGAAUCUCUGAUGUGAGCGCCAUACUCAACCCCAAAGUCCGCCUCUUCCUCUCCUCAGUGCUUUCACUCUUCCUCCCCGUCAUGUCCUACCUCUUCUCCGAGGCCAAGAACAAAGGGGACCUGCCCUCGGCUGGCCUCUCGCUUAGGGCCUUGCUCAUUCUAGCAUGGAUGCUUCUUGUGGAGCUCCUACGCAGAAAGGUGGACGAGAUCCGUAUGCGAGGGUACACGAGCACCAUCCAGCGUGCUGGCCGUGUCGUGUGGCUGGGAAGCCUCGUCUUCUUCAACAUCAACAUUGUUGCUCAGAGGGCAUUGUUCAGCAUGCUCUGGAUCCUGUGUGUCACUAGACUGUUGCAAAGACUCGCCUUCACUGAGGUCGAGAAGCGUUCAUACGCCCAUGGCAAGAAUGCUGGUCUCAUUAACUCAUAUAUGGCCCAGCAGAUGUUGGGUGCCCAUGAUGUUGACCAAGUUAUCCAGGGUGAACAUCACGAGCUUUUAAAGAGAUGCAAGUACAUUGUCAUGGGUGAAGAGAAGUUGGUCAAGAAGGUCACCGCAUAUGGCUACGAGCUUAAUGAGGUAACCCCUCGUGAUAGCAUCAUCACUGUGGGUAAGGUAUGGGAACUUGCCGAGAGUGACCAUCUCUUCACCACAUUCGAUCAAAACCAACACCUCAGGAGGCUCUGCCUCUCCUUUGCUCUGUUCAAGUUGCUGCGUCGAAGGUUUGAGCAGUUACCUGCAGUGAUGAGAGCUGAAGAAGCCCGUGACAGCCGGAACCUCCUCCUGAAAGGUCUCCGCAGCAGUGGACAAAGCACGGCGGAGGCACUGUUCCAAGUGAUGAAUGAUGAGGUCAAUUUCCUCUGUGAGUACAAUCAUUCUGUCACUCCUGUCGUUCUGGCAAGCCCCUUCUUCCUCUUAGUGAACUACUUUCUUAUCCUCAAAAUUGUACUUGGCUUUUGCAUCAUGUCUAGUCUUCUCAGCGGCAACGGAAAUCUGAUGUUCACAUUACAAUUCAUCAGCCACAACUAUGCUAUAACUAGAUUAUCCAAAGUAGGAAUAUGCCUCCUACUAAGUGCCACCGAAUCCCCUUCAGCCUUCUUUUUCAUAUUAGAUCUCUUUAUCACUUUCAUUCUUAUUAUCAUCCUCUGCUAUGAAGAAAUAUGGGAGUUCUUCAUCUUCAUACUCUCCAACUGGUACAUGGUGUCGUUACUUUGCAACUACAUGGCCAAACCCAAAUGGCGUGGGAGCUGCAUCUUUAGCGGCUCCUUUCGUUUUCUCAUGCUCUUACGGAGCAAGUUGAGAAAUACAAACCUUGACUUCAAGCAGUUUUCUGUGCUGGAUCUUUGUUGGCAGCCUCUCUUAGCACUGCCUGCCACACUCUCCCUGAAGGUUACAACUGCACCGGUGCCAAACAAGUUGAAACAAUCCAUCAUGGAAUACAUGGUGGAACACGAACGUGGUACCAGCCACAAUACCCCUCUUACCAAAGAGAUACUGCCUGACAACCAGGAAAAUGUGGAGCUCUUCUUCGAGGAUAUAUGUGAGGAGUUGAAGAACAUGCUUGGGUCUUGGGAUUACUACUUGUCGUCACGGCGAAUACGUGUGAAGAAAAUCAUGGAAAGCAUAAAGGGCGAGGAUACAACUGAAACUACAGGCUGGAGGGAAGUUGACGUGGAAACUACAGGCCAGAGUCAUCAGAGCAAGGUUGUAACAAGUGGAGCGAAGCUGGGGAAGUUGCUAAUGGACCAAGCUAACAAUAGUCCUCAAACAGUGUGGAAGGUGUUAGCAGAUGUGUGGACGGAGCUCAUAAUCUACAUUGCAGCUUCAAGCGACAAGGAGCGUGUGAAGGAUGUGUUAGUGCUGGGAGGCGAGUUCAUUACUUUGCUUUGGGCGUUGAUCAUGCAUACCGGCAUAUCUCCUCCGGCCAACGACGACUCGAGAUCGACAUCCUGAAGCUUAAGGAGUCUGUGUUUGCAUUGUGUGCUUUGCCCUCCCAGUUAGCUUGAUUUAUCAAUUGUUUGCUUUUGUCGGUGAGCUUUUCUUUUCUUCCCCUUUUGGAAGAACUUAAGGUUCGUGUGGUUCGUUUUGGAGUGAGUUUAUUGCUUGAUUUCCUCAUCUCCAUCAAGGAAAUAAAGCAGAUGUAUGGAGGGUCUGGAGUGUUGCUGAUUCCUAGCAGAUUUAACUGUUUACGCAUGCUAGUGGUUGUAACGUUGCAAAUGAAUCAUGCAUCAACUUACACUGAGAGAUCUAAGAGAUGGAGUCAGGGAAA
Setaria italica (foxtail millet) is the source of this 2471-nucleotide messenger RNA. RefSeq lists its product as uncharacterized. The transcript has 2 exons. NCBI's taxonomy places the organism in Eukaryota, Viridiplantae, Streptophyta, Magnoliopsida, Poales, Poaceae. The record is from RefSeq and is a predicted model, not a curated record. The coding region runs from base 29 to 2155 and encodes 708 amino acids.